Molecule: messenger RNA, 2372 nt
Organism: Xenopus tropicalis (tropical clawed frog)
Lineage: Eukaryota; Metazoa; Chordata; Amphibia; Anura; Pipidae
Exons: 10
Coding region: 974-2215 (413 amino acids)
Source: RefSeq, a predicted model, not a curated record
UUACGAAAAAAACGCAAUCGGACUCCAUUCGACCCGUUCGUGGGUAAGUAAAUCAGCCCCUAUGUGUUACUGCAUAGUCUCUUAAUCACUCAUUUCCUAUAUGGCUGGGCAAAGAUGCCAGGAUGCAUUAGUUGCAGCCAUGCCCAGACUGGGAUACAAAAUAGUACCUGGCAUUUUAAUUACACAGAGGCCCAAACAGCCCCCCACCAGCCCAAUAAAUAGUGACUGUCUAUGGCAUCUUACAGCAGCCCCUCAGGCAUUUGCCAGAAACCACAGAUUGCCAGUCUGGGCCUCAUUGCAGCCUUUCCUUUUGCUAGCUGUAGUGCCUGGUUUGUUGAAAAGAGCUUUCUUGUAUGGUAGCUAAGAAAGUGGUCAGGCCUGGAGUUUUGUUAUGACUGUCAGUGACAUGCAGUCUAGCAUAAUUCUAUUCAUUAUGUUUGCCCCCACCUACCCACCAAAACUAAUCAGUUUUCCCCCAUUGGGAGAAAAUUGUCAUAUGCCCUUAUCUCAGAGGGCGUUUUUUGUCAAGGUAAAUUGACAUUUACUGUUCUGGCUUAAUAAAUAAAAUGAUUAAAACCAUUCCUUGUUGCUGUAGAUAUUUCAAUCAUUUAAUUUUCUGCUUAAUAUGCUUAGACCUUCUGGUUUCAUAUGACCUGUACUAAUCUAGUAUUUGAUCAUACAAAUCAUAUUUAAUGUGUUCCGCUUACUGGAAUUAAACUUUAGAGAAAAUACUACUGGUUUUUCCUUUCUAUGACAAAUAGUGAUGCUGAAUAUGAAUUUUGCUGUUCCUUAACAUGACAAAUAGAGAUCUUAAAAAGCUUAUUUCUUCCAUAGUUCUAAUAUUUCACUGUUUGUUUGGUAUAAGUUUCUGCGAAGACCCUACUGUAUAUAAACUGAGGAACUAUCCGACGGUUCUAUGCAGUUGCCUGCAAGGAAUACUUGAGAGUGCAGACUUGAUUCUGGGCUUGGCAACAUGAUUGCAGUUUUCCUCCUACUGGCGGCUGUGAGCAGCUACUUCACUCCUGCCACAUCUCAGUGCUUAAAGCAGUGUGUAGAUAACUGCUCACAGACUCCUUUUAUGACUGGCUACCCUGUUUGCGUGCAAAAUGCUUUGGCCACAAAUAAAAUCGGAACCAUUAGCGUUGUAGCACGGGUAAUGUGUGCCUUUGACAGAACCAAGGAUACAAGUAACAAAGUGGAACUCGUAAUGUCAGUCAAUGCAUUUUUGAACGUAACUGGCUGCCCACGCUCACUCAUCUUGGGACCAAGAGGGACUAUGGAUGAUCUAAUCUUGGACAUAAAUGGUUUGCUACAAAACGUUCUCAGAAUAUCAGUCAAUGUUUUGACUCAAUUCAAUCUUGGAAAUCUUGCUAUACCACCUUGUGGCUUACUGAGCAACCUUCUUAUUAAAGUAGAUACAAUUCUGAACAUUGUUGCCGACCUUCCAGUCUCUCAGAUAACUAAAAUCAUUGGUGGGGGACCAGCUGGUGCCUUGGCAAUUUUGCCUGCAGGUUUAUUGGACACAUUGUCGCAUUCUGUUGGGAAUCUGGUAUCAAAUGUGGGAAAUAUAAUUGCAGGACUUUUAAACCAGGUAGGAUCAGUAGUAUCAGGAGUGCCAUCAAUAGUUAGUGGAGCAGGAGGAAGCCAGGUAUGGCAAACAGGAUCUGCUGGAGGAACCCAGGGAUGGCAAACAGGAUCUGCUGGAGGAAACCUGCCAUGGCCAGCAGGAUCUGCAGGAGGAAACCUGGCAUGGCCAGCAGGAUCUGCUGGAGGAAACCUGGCAUGGCCAGCAGGAUCUGCUGGAGGAAACCUGCCAUGGCCAGCAGGAUCUGCAGGAGGAAACCUGGCAUGGCCAGUAGGAUCUGCAGGAGGAAACCUGGCAUGGCCAGUAGGAUCUGCAGGAGGAAACCUGGCAUGGCCAGUAGGAUCUGCAGGAGGAAACCUGGCAUGGCCAGCAGGAGGGCCAGGAACUGCAUAUGCAGUAUCCCCUUUUGACGGAAAUACAUAUAGCAACUAUCAAAAUGUUUAUGGCACUGGAAAUUCAGGAUCUAGUGCUGGAACAGGCACAUGGGUUUCUUGGGGUAGUGCCAAUACAGGUAAUGGAAUGACGGAUCCUUCGAUUAAUGCUGCAGCAACUGGACAAAAUAUUAAUGCAGGCCCCAGUGCCUCUGUAUCCUCAACUGGAGGCGUAAACCUUCUAUUCAAGAAAAAAUAGUAAAGGAAAAGAAAAUUUCAUUCCAGAUCAGCAAAAGAUGAAUGUAAUGCAACCAACUAAAAUCAAUGAUUUAUUUUGGGUAGCUCUAAGAUAUGUACUUUAGUUUAUGAUUCCAAAAUCACUAUAGCACUAGAAAAUAAAUGGCAUUUCACUUAUA